UGCCAAAAGUUCGUUGUUGUUUUCUUUCCAUUAGCGGUGUGUGUUCAGAAAGAUUUUGUAAUCAUUUUUCAAUAAAAAAAUUAAUAUUUUAUCAAAAAACCUUUGAAAAUGCAUUUGGCAAGACGUCUUCCGCACCUUAGCCGGCACUGCAAUGUGCGGAUGAUGAAAUCAACAGCCGUAUCUACCGCAAAAUCUGCCGAAGAAGAAAUUGUUAUACCCAACCGCAUUCAGCGCUCUUCCACCGAUAUUCUGGUGGCACUGUCCGCCACUGUUGGUAGAGAUCCUACAGCUCCUCAUUAUAAAUUCCACGACGAUCCCUUUUUGAUACCCACUUCAAAUGUUAGCAAACGUACGUUUGCCAUGGCCCAAGAGUCCGGUCGUAAAGCGGCCAAGUGGAUCAAAGAGGAACAUAGGAACCUAUUUAUGCAUCAAGAGGCACAACCACCAAUCGAAGCUUUUGCACCCAAAAUGGUUUUCACCGAAGAGUCUGAAGUUACCCAACAAACUCUGGAAACGUUGAUCAGGCGAUCCCUACUACAAGAUGCCGUCUAUGUUUACAAUCUUAUGAAAACCAAAGGCUUAGAGAUUAGUGCUGAGACCAAGCAAAGCCUUUUGGAAUUAUUGAGUUUCUACAACCAUCAGGAGCCCAUGCCCGAGGAGUAUUAUGAAGAACGAUGGUUUAAACAAAAUAACCAAGGACAACAACGCCAGACAAAAACUUGGAAGGAUGGUGAAUUGGCUGAGCAAAUCUUUAAUGAAAUUGAACCGAAGACUACCCAAGCAUAUGCGGCUGUUAUACGAGGAAUGGCAAAGUAUUAUCAGGCCGACCGGGCUUAUGCUCUCUUCCAAGAGGCUUUAGAAAAGCAACAUCACUUGGAUACCUCGACAUACAACUCGAUACUAAGCAACGUUAAUUUCCUCAAAGAAAAAGCCGAUCAAAAAUGGGAAUUAUGCAAGGAAUUAUUGCAACAAAUGAAGCAGCAGCAAUUGAAACCAGAUUUGGGCACUUUGAAUGCUCUACUCGAAUGCAUCAGCACUUUUGGCAAUUACAAAAUGGGUAGAACGUGUGCCCUACAAGUUCUAGCUGAGUUUAAAAAACUCAACGUUGAACUUAGUUUGGGCUCAUAUUAUUAUGUGCUGAUAAUUUUCUGUCGCGAGCGUGGCCCGGUAUCCCAUGUCAUUGUGGACAUACUCAAUGAGAUUCAGGGCAAGGAAUUUAAAAUACAACAUCCCAAAGAUACAUAUUUCUUUGCCACAGCCAUGGAUGUAUGUCGCAACCACCUGCAUGACCGUUCAUUGGCCAAAAAGGUGGACAAUCUACUACAUACCGGCAAUAACUUUGACUUGAUUGGUGACACAUACAAGGAAUCCGUUUACUAUAGGCAUUAUUUUGCCCUGCUCUGUCAGACAUGCACCAUAGAUGAAUUCCUGGAAAUUUACGAUACCUUGGUACCCAAUGUCUAUAUUCCCGAACCUGGAGUUAUGGAAGAAGUUUUGAAAAUGGUUGAAGUGAAUGCAGCUUACGAGCUAAUGCCACGUUUGUGGUCCGAUAUGGUCAUAUUCGAUCACAUAAAUCGCGAGAGUCUGCUGUUGCGUACCUUGAAAAUAAUGCUUUCAAAUAAACCCGAUCUAACCAAAAAGUCUGAGGAGCAAUUGCCCGAACAAUUUGCCAAAGUUGCGUUUGACAUCUACAAUAAAGUUGUAGAGUCUGAGGGUAGGGCCAAGAAACUAUCUUUUACUGGCCAAAUGAUUGGUGACAUUCUAACUCUUUUGGUAAGAGGUGGCAAUUGGGAAAAGGCAUUGGAGGUAUUCAAUAACAUUGACAAAAAUCAACAUCGUAUUCCUGGUACUCCAUCAGAGAAUUGUCUUAUGGAAUAUGUUGAAGCUGCCAUAGAGAAUAAAUCGCCUAGUCAAGCAUUGCAAUGUCUGCAGUAUGCCGUGGAGAAUCACAUGGACGGCUUAAGUUUGGCCCAACGUAUUCAUAAAGGCUUUACUCUAAACGAAGUGCAUAUGUCAAAAAUGAAAUCGCUGGUGGGCGAUAGUUUUCUUAAGCAAUAAGUGAUGGGAGUUGUUUUUUUUUUCUUUGGUAAUUAUUUUAAGAUAGAUUUUAACGAACGAUGUUGUUUUCGCUGUUGCGAAAAAUAUAUGUGAAAUAAAGAAUCAUAUAUAAACACAAA
Messenger RNA from Stomoxys calcitrans (stable fly), 2177 nucleotides. RefSeq names its product small ribosomal subunit protein mS39. The record is from RefSeq and is a predicted model, not a curated record. Lineage: Eukaryota; Metazoa; Arthropoda; Insecta; Diptera; Muscidae. Gene Ontology annotation, biological process: mitochondrial translation. The transcript is spliced from 3 exons. Bases 109 to 2058 code for a protein of 649 amino acids. Gene Ontology annotation, molecular function: ribosomal small subunit binding; rRNA binding; protein binding. Gene Ontology annotation, cellular component: mitochondrion.